UCACCUUCGUGAGGCGUUCGGGCGAUGGCCGUCAGAUCUUCGGCCCUGAUCGGAAUGCUCCUCAGCCCCGACCCCGCGUCCAGCCGGGUUCGGCUUCCAGUCCGGCGCGUUGUUUUGCCGGUCGAGCCGGUCGUGCGUGAUCGUGUGUGUGUGUUGUGCUUCGUGCCUCUGCUUCGCCUAUCCGAGCUUGUGUGCUGAGAUUUGUGUGAUUUGUGCCCAGGAAUUAAAGUGAUCCCUAUCUUAUCUCGGUGAUGCCAUGGGAGAUGUGAGGAAGACGAGCCCUUGCGUGUGAUCUGUUGUCGCCGCUGCCAGUGUCUUGUGUGUGUUUGUGAGUGCUGCCUGCGCCCUGCGCCCCCAGCGGAGCGAUGCGGCGCGAGUGAAGGUUAUGGCGUACGAGCAGGGGUGAUGGUCCUCGACUACUAGGAUGCAAGCAGCGAGGGUGUGCGCCUUGCUGCUAGCUGCUAUCGCCUGCGCCCAUGGAUACCCUAAUCUGCUGUUUGCCACAUCCAAAGACAUCAGGGUGGCCAAUGUCUCCUCCCGGUCAUCAAGCUCGAAAGCCACCCCCAUUGUCAAGGACUUGCAAGAGGGUGCAGCAGUUGACUAUCACUAUGCGAAGGGACUGGUGUGCUGGACGGACCAUGGACUGGAGAUGAUACAAUGCAUCAACUAUAAUGGCACUACUAGUUCUAUUGCAAACAAGGUUGGGAUUGUGACCACUGGCCUUGUCUCGCCGGAUGGACUAGCCAUUGAUUGGCUGACCCAUAAAAUCUACUGGACUGAUGGAGAAACAAACAGAAUUGAGGUGGCUACUCUCAAUGGUCAGUAUCGCAAAGUUCUGUACUGGGAAGAUAUUGACCAACCAAGAGCAAUCGCACUGGUUCCCCAAGAGAGCCUUAUGUUUUGGACCGACUGGGGUGAAGUUCCUAAGAUAGAAAGAGCAGGAAUGAAUGGUGAUCAUUCAACGCGAACUGUGAUAGUUAAAGAAAACAUAUUUUGGCCCAAUGGACUUACUGUUGAUUUCUCUACUCGAACAUUAUACUGGCUUGAUGGCCGCCUCAAAUUCAUUGAAUCAAUGGACUUUACUGGUCAUAAAAGGAAAAGAAUUCUUGACAAAGGUGUUUUGUACCCCUUUGCUUUAUCUUUGUUUAAAAAUGUACUGUACUGGACUGACUGGAAAACCUGGUCAAUUCAUAUUUUUGAUAAAUCUUCUGGGAAUGGUCCUAGAGAAAUGAUCCAUGGUGAAAAUGUUCCUAUGGAUAUCAAAGUGUGGGAUGCUGCCAGGCAACCUAUUAGUCCUACCCCCUGUGAUAAUAAUAAUGCUGGAUGUUCUCAUCUGUGCCUCCUCUCACCUGCUCCCCCGGGUUACACUUGUGGCUGCCCUACUGGCGUCCGCUUGAUGAACAAUCAUACCUGCUUUGAUGAUGUUCAAGAAUUUUUACUCCUUGUUCAACGCACUGACAUUGCUCAAAUUUCCCUUGACACGCCAGAUUAUUCUAGUAUUACUCUACCUCUUAAAGGAUUAAAACAUGCCAUAGCUAUUGACUUUGACCCUGUUGAAAAGUUUUUGUACUGGACUGAUGAUGAGGCAAGAGGCAUUCGAAGAGCAAGGUUAGAUGGAUCGGGACAGCAAGAUGUAGUUAUUUCAGAAGUGGAGCAACCAGAUGGCAUAGCCAUUGAUGCUGUUGGAAGAAACAUUUAUUGGACUGAUACUGGUACUGAUCGUAUUGAAGUUGCAAGACUAGAUGGCUCUCAUCGCACAGUUCUCAUUACUGAACAUCUAGUUGAACCACGAGCCAUUGUUAUUGCCCCAGAGAAAGGAUUAAUGUUUUGGUCAGACUGGAAUGAAAAAGAGCCCAAAAUUGAGAGAGCUGCUAUGGAUGGUUCUCAGCGUGUAGUUAUAGUUUCUGAACAACUUGGUUGGCCUAAUGGUCUUGCCAUGGAUCAUGAGAGGUCCUUGCUUUAUUGGUGUGACGCAAAGACAGAUAAGAUUGAGGUUGUGAAUUUUGAUGGCAGUGAUCGUACCACAGUAGUCAGUGAGAAACUCCCUCAUGCAUUUGGUUUGAGUCUUCUUGGUGAAUUCAUCUACUGGACUGACUGGCAAAGACGGAGCAUAGAUCGUGUGAACCGCAUCAACCGGCAAGGUGGAGGGAGCCGGCAAACUCUUGCUGACCAAAUGCCAAACGUGAUGGGUCUGAAAGCAGUUCGUCUUAGUGAUCCUAUUCCAACUAGCCCUUGUAGUAAAUCCAAUGGUGGCUGCAGCCAGCUUUGUCUCAACAGACCAAAUCAUGAUUAUGUGUGCACCUGUCAAAUUGGGCAGGAGCUUGCAUCUGAUGGUCGUACCUGUGUUGUUCCUAAUGCUUUCAUAUUAUUUGCCCGUAAAGAAAACAUUGGCCAUAUAAGUAUUGAGAAUGCCAAUAGCAGCUCAGUUAUACCAAUUAGUGGGAUAAAAGAUGUUAGUGCUCUUGACUACAACCUUCAAGACAAUUUUAUGUAUUGGACUGAUGUGAAACUGAAAUCAAUCUCUCGUGCCUUUUUAAAUGGCUCAGAAGUUGAACACAUAAUUGAAAUAGGACUUGACUCCCCUGAGGGAAUGGUGGUAGAUUGGAUCGCUAAUAAUAUUUACUGGGCCGACACCGGCAGUAAGAGGAUUGAAGUUGCUCGUUUGAAUGGCAGUUCACGUAAAGUGCUCAUAUGGCAGGAUAUUGAGGAGCCUAGAAGUCUGGCAUUGGACCCUCAUGAAGGCUACAUGUAUUGGACUGAAUGGGGUGACCCAGGUUCUUUGGAACGAGCUGCACUUGAUGGAUCUCUGCGCUCCACUCUUAUUCACCGCUUGGGACGUGCUAGUGGUCUGACUAUUGACCUCAUAGGCCGUAGGAUGUAUUGGACUGAAUUGCAUGGAGCUCAGGCAGCUAUUGAAAGUUCUGACUUGGAUGGAAAAAACAGGAGGGUGCUCAUUUCAAGGGAUACUGGAAGGCCCUAUGCCAUUACUCAAUACCAGGAUUACAUCUACUGGACGGAUUGGAACUCAGGUGUAAUUGAAAGGGCAGACAAAGCAACAGGACUUAACCGAACCACUAUCUACCAGCAUCUAGACCAUGUUACAGACAUGGUAGUCUUCCACCGGUCUUACCAGACAGGCAUAAAUGCAUGUUCUGCGAACAAUGGAAACUGUACCCACCUUUGUCUUGCAUUGCCUGCUGCCAGCCCUACAUCAUCUGUGGAUCUGGAUACAGUUCCUCAUGUAUCAUCUACUGGCCAUUAUACUUAUACUCAUCGCUGUGGAUGCCCAACACAUUACACCUUAGCAUUUGAUGGAACAACAUGCCAUGCUCCAGAAUCAUUUUUACUCUUUGGUCAGAAAAAUGCACUUACCCGUUUGAUUCCCUCUGGGGAAGAUUGCCCUGAUGUUAUUCUGCCUAUUCAAGGAGUGAAGCAAGUAAAAGCUGUGGAAUAUGAUCCCCUCACUCAAUUUGUUUAUUGGAUUGAUAAUCGUCAAAAAGUAAUCAAACGGUCACGUGACAAUGGCUCUGGCUCAAGUGUUUUUGUUGGAGGGCGUGCUGAUGGACCAACACAGUACCCAAAUGACUUGGCUCUUGACCCGAUUUCACACCUUUUAUUUUGGACCUGCGCUGAUACAAAUGCAAUCAAUGUGACUCGGCUGGAUAACUCAUCAUCUCAACCACUGGGUGCAGUGGUGCGGGGUGAAGGACUGAAACCUCGUCUUCUAGCCAUACAUUUUAUCAGAGGCUUAUUGUUUUGGUCUGAUGUUGGUGGCCCAAUGGUCAGAGUUAUGAUGGCUUCCUAUGAUGGCAAGAAUCAAACUGUAGUUGCUGAUAACAUUGAGAACCUCACAGCUUUGACUGUUGACCAAGGAGAGAAAGGUGAAAGAGUUUACUGGGCUCAGCCUAGGGUGAUUGAAUCAGCAGCUCUUGAUGGCAGUGACAGGAAAACAUUAAAAACCGAUGGUCUCAUGCAUGUGUCGCAUAUUGCUGUUUUUGGAGACUAUCUAUAUUUUGUGGACAAUGACCAUCAAAGCCUGACAAGGGUUCAUAAAAUUACUGGAGAAAAUGCCUUUCCUGUACCAGCACCAAAACUGCCAUCACUCACUGAUCUUGUUUCUGUAUCCCUUCCAUCACCUCAGCUCAUUACUCAUCACCCAUGCGGGUCUGGUCAGGCGUAUGGGACGUGCUCCCACCUUUGCAUGCCUAGUGAGACAGGCCGUAUGUGCGGUUGCCCCAUUGGUAUGUCUCUGGCAGAGGAUGGCAAGACUUGUGUUGACUGUAGCGUCAACCAUUUCACUUGUGUCUCGGGUAACAAGGACUGCAUUCCUGCUUCGUGGCGGUGCGAUGGGCAACCUGACUGCUCAGAUAGCUCAGACGAAAUCAACUGUCCUCAAUGUGGACCUGAGUUUGUUGCUUGUCGAAGUGGUACAACUCGCUGCAUAGAAAAAGAGCGUCGUUGUGAUGGCAUAAAGGACUGCAUGGACGGCAGUGAUGAGUUGACCUGCCAAGACCCUAGCAACGUAAUUAAUGUAAUUGGCCCAAACACACAGCCUGGUGAAAUUGCAAGUUUUGCUGCGGAUACCAACAGCUACAUCACACUCCUGUACUGCUUUGUGGGCCUGGCUAUUGUGUUCACCCUCGCCUUCGGCAUGAUUGGGGCCAGGAAGUGCAAAAAGUCGGUGUCGCACGGCGACGACGGCCUGGAUCCGGCGGACCCCGCCCACGACCCGCUGUCGCCGCCGGGGCCGGCGCUGUCGGCGCUGGGCUGCGGCACGGCGGGCACGGGCUCCCGCGGCGUGGCGAGCGGCCGCGCGGCCAACGGCGCGCGCUCCAUCUCGCUGUCCACGGGCGGCCACGGCCUCGGCCACGGCACGCUCGGGCUCAAGGGCCAGCACCUGCAGGCCGUGCGCAUGUCCGCCAUGAACAGCGGCUCCACCAGCGGCUCGCCGUCCUACCACCGCAGCCACAUCACGGGCGCCUCGAGCUCCUCCGCCUCUGGGGGCGCCAAUAACGGUGCGCUGCUGUCUUCCUCGUCGCUUCUGUGCUACCCCAGGGAGACGCUGAAUCCGCCGCCUAGUCCCGCCACCACGUCGGAUUCGACUCGCCGCGCCGAGUCGCGCCUCUACCGGCCCUACCGGCACUACCGCGCCAUGAACCAGCCCCCGCCCCCGACGCCGUGCUCCACGGACGUCUGCGACGAGUCCGACUACCGCUACGACAGCGACCCCUUCCCCCCGCCCCCUACUCCCGCCCCCUCCUGUCCCCCCUCGCCCUCGUCGAGGUCCUCGACGUACUUCAACCCCCUGCCGCCGCCGCCCUCCCCCUCGCCCACGGGGAGGUGCGAUUGCUGACAAUACCAGCGCCCAACACCCAGCGGUCAGUCCGUGUGCUCGGAUCACUCGUGCACCAAGGCGGUCCAUCGACGCCGGUACUGACUUCAAGCCUAGUUUACGAUGACCUGAACGCGGGCAGAGAGACCAUGACGUGAGUGGAAACAUCCGACUUGGAGAUUCCACGCUCGUCUAUGUGUCUACAACAAAUGCCUCUGCCUGCGCUCAUGUCGUCAGAUCUAAGUCAGAGUUUCCCCGUCUCCUGUUACUUAAAGGGGAUCCUCUGAGAGGCUUGUUUUGAAAAAAAAAUCAGAUGUUGGAAGUUCUAGAAAUUGUUUCAAAAGAGACUUUCUGCAAUUGGUUUUUGAAUUCAUCGAAUCUUGCGGGUGUUGUGGCGUAAUGAAAUUUUUAAAUUUUUGAGUCAUGUAGAUAAAAUAUGAUUUAUUUAUGUAUUUAUGUACAUUUUUUAUAACUUGUAUUUUGUUGUUUAUGUUUGUGUAUAUUAUGUAUGAGAUUCUUAUUUCUGACUGCCUGUUGUUAGUGUAAAAGUUUUGUAAUCUUUUUAACUACUUAUCAAUAAUAUUGUUAAAUUUUGGAGUUGAUGUACUGUACUGAGCAUGCAGACUGAUUGAAAUAGACUGGCGAUAAAUAAGGAGAUGUAUUGGUGUGUUUGUCAUUUGUGAUAUCAUUUUCUCGUCACUGGUUUGCGGCAGAAGAGACAAAUACUUCUUAACUUAUCUUGCCUCCCAUUGUUAUCAUGAAGUCUGCUUCUCUAAAUGCAAGGCUUUGUCAUGAAAUAUUGCUAUUAUUUCUGAUAUAAGAUUGUUUCACUGUGAUGAAUUUCUCAUUUUUGUGCUAAGUUUAAGGCAUUAAGUGUUAACUGUUAACCAUCCCUGUAAUCCUGAACCUGAACUAUUUCUUGAAUUGAGAAAUAGACACCUCUAAACCUUAACAGCACUCAUUUUGUAUUUUCAUAAAUGUACUUUUGUGUUUGUUUUGUUCCCCAAUAGAUCUGUUUAUGGCAUCAGGGUACUGUGUUUUAGAAAUUUAUUCUAUUAUUUUUUUUUUGCUUGCACUUUCUGUGUUUGCCUUUGGUGUUAAACCAAUUUUAUUAAAGUUUUGGUUUGAUUACCUUCUUGAAACAUGAAAGUUUGCGCUUAAUACUGUGGUCUUGUGUAACUCACUGCCUCUCAUAAGUUUUCUUGUAGUAGACUAUUUUUGGCUUGGAACUCAAUAGCCCAAUGUAAAACAUCUAUUUUUUACAAACUAGUACUGUUGUUUUUGCUUUUAAUCAAUCAUAUCAUUUGAAAAUCUCUCUGAACUGUGCUGGUCACAGGUGUUAUUUUAAUUGAGAUUUUCAACAUGAAUGUAGGAGCUGUAAAUACCUGAUCUAAGAGUUAUUCCAUUUGGGUAAUCGUUCAGCCAGACUGGGAUUUCCAUCUGUAAAUUUUGCAUUGUUGAAGAUGUCUCUGUAGCUUGUGCAGUGGUUUUGAGAGUAUAUUUUAUUAAAAGUUCAUGUAUAAGUUUGUUUGGACUGGGAUCAAAUUUUAAUAUCUAGUUACAGAAAUAUUUUGAGUAUUUUAAAUUUGUCUUUCUGGUUGUUAUCUAUUUCAAAGUUGUUUGUUCAUUUUGUUAGAACAUUGUGGUUUUUGAUCUCUUAGACUGGCAACAGAAUUAUCAACAUAUCCACUGUGGGCCACCCCUGAUAACCCAUUUAAAAAAAACACGGUCUGCUAUCAUGAUUAUGUAGAUUGUACAUAUGUGAAGUAACAUACUCUAACUGUAAUAGACUAGUCGAUGGGCUGCUAUAUUUUACUGUACAAUUUUUAUUAUUAGUAAAGGAGAAGUUUAUAGACUGAAUUAUCAGCAAUACAUUUGUGUUGAGUAUGUUCUUUAACAUGAGACUACCUUAUAACAUGAUUGUAUUUCCUAAGGUUAUUUGUUUUAGCACCACUCCCGGUGUCUUACACAGUUGUUACUGUGGAUCAUGAAAGUGAUAGUAGGUAAAAUUGGAAAAUUGUUAACAUUUACAUAGGAUAAUCUUAAUGCUGUAAAUUCUGUAUUUUAUGCAUUUAAAAAUUUUAUUUCAAUAAUACAGGUCUAUUGACUAAGACAA
Messenger RNA from Frankliniella occidentalis (western flower thrips), 7448 nucleotides. RefSeq names its product low-density lipoprotein receptor-related protein 6 (gene arr). The coding region runs from base 425 to 5353 and encodes 1642 amino acids. Lineage: Eukaryota; Metazoa; Arthropoda; Insecta; Thysanoptera; Thripidae. The record is from RefSeq and is a predicted model, not a curated record. Gene Ontology annotation, molecular function: protein binding. The transcript has 19 exons.